AUGAUCAGGUUAAAUUUAACCGGCUUAUUUAAAUCGGGUUAAUUGAUUAAUUCAGAACAGUUAGUCAGGGUUAGUUAGAUCGGGUUGGUAAAAGGGGAAAAGUGUUGAUGUCAACAGGAUAGACAUGUGUGAGGCUCGUGACAACCGGAAGUAAACAGUCGGUAAAACUUUUAGGAGGACUCGAACUUCCGUGAUGGUUCUGAAACGGAGAAUGAAGCUUUCUAGUCUGAAACGGAUUGAGCGGGUCGGUACCAGAACUUUACCCCAGAUCGAGGCUCGCGCUCCGAACGUUCCUCUGGUUUUGCUCACCUCCACCUCCUCUGGUUUCCGGUUCUCCUUCCAGAGGUCGCCAUGGACCCGGACUGGUCCGGAACUGAAGAUAACAGAUCAGUCCGCUGGUACACGCCUGUCAGUCCGAGAGCUCAGAACAUCUGCCAGAAGUUUCCAGUACGACCUGAAAGCAGAUGUCCCGAAGACGGAAGGACGAACGUUGUUCUUUGAUACGCACGCAGUCGUUCAGCUCCUGGAAGAAAAUGGUUUCAGUCCUCAGCAGGCGGAGGUGAUUGUCAAAGUCCUGGUGAGGACGACAAACUCUAACAUGGACAUCAUAUACAGCGACAUGGUAACCAAGGUGCAGCAGGAGAUCGUGUUGCAGCGGGUGAUGUCUCAGAUUGCUGCUGUGAAGAAGGACAUGAUCAUCUUGGAGAAGAGUGAGUUUUCCACACUGCUGGCAGAGAACGAGAAACUGAAAAUCCAGUUGUCACAGCUCAAAGUCCAACUCGCAGAUGUCAUGAAUAAAGUUCGUUCUGACAAUAUUUUGGACAUGAAUUUGGAAAAAAGCCGCGUAAAAGAACUGAAAGCAGAUCAUGAGAAGAAGCUUCUGGGGACCCGAACUGAGAUUGUGGAGAUGACAGCAGAGCAGGAUCGGCAUCUGACUCAGACCAAUAUCAAGAUCGACACCGAGGUUGCCGGUUUGAAAACCAUAUUAGAGUCUCACAAACUGGAUACCAUCAAAUAUCUGGCAGGUUCAGUGUUCACCUGUCUCACCGUGGUUCUGGGUUUCUACCGGAUCUGGAUGUGAACCACUGCUGAUACUUGAACUUUCUGCAUCUCUUCAAAACAACAACAUUCUGAGAACUGACAUCUCACCUUUCAUGGUUCUUUUCUCUGUUUCCAGAUAUUAGGAUAAAAGAGCUGUUUAGGUAAAACAGGUCUCCAUAAAAAUCCUGUAAUCUUUUUCGGGAUUCUUGAACAGAUUACGAUGGGUGCAAAGCCAAUUUCUCCGUUUAAUGUUUGUUUUCAGCUUAAUGAUGACAGUUUUCUGUGUGUAUUUAUCUGUUGAUGGUGAAGAACAUAUCAGACGCGUCAGUGUGAACCAGAACCAGUCCAUUUUACCAGAACAAAUAUUUCACUGUCGAUUUAAUUUAAAUUUUCUCAAUGAAAUUAUUAAUAAAUGCAAACUUUUGCUCACAGAUGCCAUGCUUGAUUUUUAUACAGAUUGUUAAACUCUAUGAAAUUAUUUUUUAUCAACAAAUAAAAGAAAACAAUAAUAAA
Melanotaenia boesemani (Boeseman's rainbowfish) is the source of this 1554-nucleotide messenger RNA. RefSeq names its product mitochondrial calcium uniporter regulator 1 (gene mcur1). Gene Ontology annotation, cellular component: mitochondrion; mitochondrial inner membrane. Bases 194 to 1081 code for a protein of 295 amino acids. The record is from RefSeq and is a predicted model, not a curated record. The transcript has 9 exons. Lineage: Eukaryota; Metazoa; Chordata; Actinopteri; Atheriniformes; Melanotaeniidae. Gene Ontology annotation, biological process: positive regulation of mitochondrial calcium ion concentration; calcium import into the mitochondrion.